AUGGCUCAGCCGGAGGCCCCACAGUCCGAGCCACCGCCGACGACUGCUCAGAGGAUUGCUCGUAAGUUGUUCGGAAGCAAGCGCUCAUCUCUUCAUCCCGCGGACUCUCAUGACGACGACAAUGAGCUCGCCGGGCCGGGCAAGGGCAGCCACCCGCGCGGCUUCAAAAGUGUGGUGCCUGGGCUUCCCCGACAACAGACCUUGAAGCGCCAACAGUCUGAGAGUCGAGUUCAUUUAGUUCCGGUUAAGACAACAUCGGACGAAAGACGAGCUGCAUCAAUGGACCGCCGCUCAUAUGGCUUCAGACAGAGCGAGCCAAUCCAUGGCGGCCCCGUCCUUCCACGGCCGACGUCUUCUUGCUCCUAUGCGAUCCCUCCUGAUGCCCCGGAACUUUACCCUGGCCACCUGGAUGACCUCUAUGAUAACGUCGCUGAUGGGGUCGACGGAGUUGAUCAAUUUCAUUUGCCUCCCGAUGCCCUUUCUGACGUUCACUCCAUCGCCCCAUCCCACAAUGAAGCCAUUCGCCAUGAACUGGAAACAAGAUGGAUUCUUAAUUUGAGUAUGCACUUCAAGGACCACUCCGAUCGAGAGAAAUUCUUUGUAACAUAUCGCCAAACCGACUAUGACUGGAAGCGCAUCACCAUUUCUCUCGACUACAGCAACGCCCCCAAUCAUUCUCUGGAGAUGACUCUGAGCCAGAUAAGAUAUCAGAAGGACAAGAGCGCCCGGAUAUACGAGGCCAUUCGCGACAGCCUGCCCGAUAUACAGUUUUACGACACGGUUACGAACCUCAAGUUGGAAACAUUGGGUGACCGACUACAUAUUCAUGUGGUCGAGGAUGGAAAUGAAAUCAUAGAGUAUCCCUCAGUCAGUCAAGUGGCGCACUUGGAUUGCCGCCACAUCAGGGAGACGGACAUCCAGUUUGAUUCGCACAUGUCUGGUUUUGUUUACAAAGUCAAUGUGGGAAACACGGUGCUCAUCAAGAAGGAGAUCCCCGGCCCGGAUACGAUACAGGAAUUCCUCUACGAAGUCAACGCCCUCAAUAGUCUAAUGGACUCGGAUCACGUCAUUGAUUUCUAUGGACUCGUGGUGGACGAGCAUAACGAAUAUGUCAAGGGGCUCCUCAUAGGCUAUGCUCAUCAUGGUGCUUUGAUAGAUAUUAUUUAUGAUCUAUGCAGGGAUAGUAAUCAGGGCUUGGGUUGGCCUUUGAGGGAGAGAUGGGCUCAGCAAAUCAUUCAAGGUCUCGCAGAUGUACACGAGUCUGGUUUCGUACAGGGUGACUUUACGCUUUCCAACAUCGUUGUGGACGAAAACCAUGAUGCCAAGCUCAUCGAUAUCAACAGGAGGGGGUGUCCGGUCGGCUGGGAGCCCCCAGAGGCCACACCUCUCCUUAGGUCUAACAACCGGCUUGCGAUGUAUAUCGGCAACAAGUCUGACUUAUACCAAUUGGGGAUGGUUCUCUGGGCUCUUGCCAUGGGGGUUGACGAGCCGGAACUCGAAAGGGAGAGGGGGCCGCUUGUCCUUGGGCCAGAGGUGGAUGUUCCGCUUUGGUAUAGACGAGUAACCGAAAUCUGUCUCAAACCCAACCCGAAGGAUCGACUCCAAGCAACCCUGUUGGUUGACAUGUUCCCUCGAGAUCACCACGCGUCGGCCGACGCUCGUUCCAUCCUCCCAAAUUACAUCUACGAGGAUACGCAUGACUCGUUGCCUAGAGAUCAUUCCAUGGUUUCGGGUUCCCUCUAUCCCUACAUCAGACCUCCUGCGUACGAAUCAUGGGACGAGGAGGAUUUUGCACCCCGAGGGCGCUCACCUCCGAGCAUUUCAGCUAGCAGCUUCGACCAAAAACACCCGGUAUGGGCUUCAAGCUACUACGCAAGACCUGGUUAUAGCGAUAUCGAGGUUGAAGAGGAGGACGAUGACGACGAAGAAGAUGAGACAGGGGAAGAAUACGAAGAGGACGACGAAGAUGGGCAAGCUCAACAAGACACACCUACUCCCACUGCGGAUUCAAUCUGUCUACCGACUACCACACCGGAUGACAGAAGCGAGUGUCAAGAAGAUGAGACGCCACCGGAUUUGUCAACCGAAACCACAGUAUCUAAAGACGAACACCAACUUCUACGACGUGAAGAUGGUGAUAUCGAGAUUGAAAAUGAUUUGGCGGAAAAUUCUGACCAGGUUAUUAUGGAGACUCCAAGUUCUUCGUCUGAGGUUGACGAGAUGGAUGAUACUCUGAGGGUGCUGGAGUCCAGUGAUCCUGCAAAGAUUGAUGGACUACCUUCAGAAACAGACCAGGCUCAAGAAUCGGCUACUCGAAUCCUGAUAGAUGGCACAAUCGCCUCUGUUGGCAGUAAUUCAGACAACGUUGCAACUCCCGCAACCCCAACAGUCAAAUCUGGGCACGCCAGUACGGGCUCCAAUCUCACCAAGGAUGCCAAGGGCAUUGAGGAUGAUGAGAAUGUAACUCCGAAGCCUCCCCAACCUCAGCCAGCAAUCAUUACGUUGGGGUCACCAGGAGACUCAACACCUAAGGCUGCUGGAUAUCAAAUGGAUACCAGCUCGCUUUUACAACAGAUUGGGAGUAGCUUCGAUGAUCCAAGGUUGCAUGACGAUUCGAUGCUGCGGGACAAUCGCACUCUUGUGCUGGAUUCGGACCUUCCGAGUGCUUGCGUCAGCUAA
Messenger RNA from Clonostachys rhizophaga, 2679 nucleotides. The record is from the annotation of a GenBank genome assembly. Lineage: Eukaryota; Fungi; Ascomycota; Sordariomycetes; Hypocreales; Bionectriaceae.